ACUCUGAAUGCACGCGCGAUUCUAUUUGAAUAUUUGACUGAAACAUUAUUUAAAUUAAUUAAAUAUAACAAAUAUGGAGGUAAUGGGUAGCGACAAAUCUUUAAAGAAAUGUACAUAUGAAGAUGCUUUAGAUAUUAGCGGUUUCGGCAAGUACACGUAUGGUAUGUUGUCGGUGUGCUGUCUCCUUAUCCUCGAGAUGUCCAUCGACAUCUUCGGCUUCUCCGUGCUGCUGCCGAGCGUGACGUGCGAUAUGAACCUGACGACGAACCAGCAGGGACUGCUGUCCGCUGUACCAUUGGUAGGUAUCAUGGUGUCGUCAUACGCCUGGGGCCUGUGCGCCGACACGCUCGGACGACGGAAGACCAUGAUCGUAGCCAUGCCGAUCGGAUUGCUCUUCAACUUGGCGACCAGCAUCGCGCCCAACUUUACUAGUCUCUGUUUAUUGAAGCUGCUGUCUGCUGGAUUUUCAUCGUCAGCUAACGCAGCUGCAUUUGUAUUGCUCGGGGAGACGGUGCCGCGCCAGUACCGCAGUCGCUUCAUGUUCCUUAUGGCCAGUGCCACCAUGGUCGGACAACUUUUCAUCUCUCUGCCAGCACUAGCAACCUUCUCUCUAAAAUUCCACAUCUACGUGCCCUGGUUGGGCAUGGAAUACCGUCCUUGGAGACUACUCAUGCAGAUUCUAUGUAUUCCUGGGCUUUUAGGAAUUAUUGGAAUAUUACUUCUAGAAGAAAGCCCAAAGUUCCUUCUUAGCAAAGGCCUAGAGGACAAAGCUUUGGACGUUUUGAAGAAAAUGUAUCACUCCAAUACUGGACUGGAUUAUGACAAUUACCCAGUACGAACACUUCACCUCGAGAAGUCUGACCUGAAGACCAGCUCGAGCUCGUCCGACUCCAUCCUCCGCCACAUGUGGAACCAGACGGCGCCGCUAUUCAAGCCGCCACUCUUGAAGAACUCCCUCAUGCUGUACUUCAUCCUGCUUUGCGCUUAUAUGACGUCGACGGGGUUUACAAUGUGGGUGCCAACGAUGAGCAACGCGUACUUCAACGGCGAGGACACGACGGGAAAGACGUUCUGUGAAGUGCUGACCGCUUCCAUCCGAGUUACAUCCUCAAAAUACGCUAAUUCUACAUCAAAAAUAACCCGAGAUUGUGACGAUGUCAUCCGACCCCUAACUUUAUAUGCCGUGAUCAUCUACUCCGGCCUCUGCGGAACUCUGAACCUCCUGCUCACGUUCAUCGUCGGGCCCUUAGGAAAGAAGAAGACAACACUACUGGUGUUCAUAGUCUGCAUAACAGCCGGAAUAGUUCUCAUGUUCGUCAGAGUACCGAUGCUGAGUAUGCUGAUGUUCUACAUCUUCCCCUACGUGGCUCUGAUCUUGGGAAACAUCAACAGCUAUUUGGUCGAACUGAAUCCGACAUAUUUGAGAGGAAUGGCGACCUGCCUGUCGGUGAUGGUAGCGAGAGGCUUCGGAUUCGCGAGCGUGCAGCUGAUCGGAGCAUUGCUGAUCAGCAACUGCGAGCCGAUGAUGGCCGGCUACAUCGUGCUAGUCAUACUGGGUUUGAUAACGGCGUGUUUCUUACCACCUGACUCCGCAGUCUCCGCGCUCGCCAAGUGAAAACAAUGACAUCAGAUCACAACCUCAACGGAAAACACAGACGUCAUUUGUUAUUUUUAAUUAAAUUAAAUAAAAUGUUAUGUCAU
Molecule: messenger RNA, 1701 nt
Organism: Bicyclus anynana (squinting bush brown)
Lineage: Eukaryota; Metazoa; Arthropoda; Insecta; Lepidoptera; Nymphalidae
Product: synaptic vesicle glycoprotein 2A-like
Exons: 10
Coding region: 74-1615 (513 amino acids)
Biological process (GO): transmembrane transport
Molecular function (GO): transmembrane transporter activity
Source: RefSeq, a predicted model, not a curated record